Conger conger (European conger) is the source of this 1826-nucleotide messenger RNA. RefSeq names its product tumor necrosis factor ligand superfamily member 13B-like. Gene Ontology annotation, molecular function: tumor necrosis factor receptor binding; receptor ligand activity. The coding region runs from base 19 to 825 and encodes 268 amino acids. The transcript is spliced from 6 exons. Gene Ontology annotation, biological process: immune response. The record is from RefSeq and is a predicted model, not a curated record. Lineage: Eukaryota; Metazoa; Chordata; Actinopteri; Anguilliformes; Congridae. Gene Ontology annotation, cellular component: membrane.
AACAAGAACUGUCCUGUGAUGGCGUGUACAUGCCUGAAGCCAGUCAUGUCUUGGUGGAUUUCUGUGAAGACUUCCCUCUCCGGGAGUACGAUCCUUACUCAUUACAAUGUCUCAAUGUUUGUGACUUUUGUGGCUUUGACCCUGAGCCUCUUUCUGAUUCACGAAGUCAGUGUUCUAAGAAACGAUCUCGAAAAACUCAAAGGGGAAAUUUUGUCUCACUUGAGCUGGUCAACAUCAACAGAUCUCUCCAAUGGACCGCACGUUCCUGCAACAUGGGAGAAAUUAAGGGCAACUUCCUCUACUUUGCGUCAUUCAAAAACCGAGAGAGGCCGGCAAGAUCCACUUAAGAUUUCCUUCCUGAGAAUGAAGCGAGAACAGGCUGGACCUGAAGCGCAACGCUCACUUCUGCAGCUUAUUGCUACAUCCAAAGCAAACCUAGUCCGAGGCAAUGUGACGGUGAUUCCUUGGACUGUUUCCAUUCAGAAUGGGGAAGCCAUAUCAUCAAAAGACAAUAAAAUAAUUGUACAUCAAGAUGGCUAUUAUAUGGUGUUCAGCCAGGUCCUGUUCCAAAACCGUGAUAUAGUUAUGGGUCAUGUAAUCCAGCGACGCAAGUCCAGCGUGUCUGGAUCAGAGCAGAGGUUCACCGACCUGCUGCACUGUGUUCAGGAGAUGCCCAAAAACAACUUUGCCAACACCUGCUACACUGCAGGCAUUGUGAAGCUGGAACGCGAAGAUGAGCUAGAACUGGUGAUUCUGGAUCGACCUCAGGCUCAGGUUUCCAUGGAUGGAGACUCAACCUUCUUUGGAAUUGUACACCUCCCCUGAGUACAACUGCGCACCCAUCCCUGCCCAGCUUGUUCCUCCCCGCACCAUGGCUGAUGCCCACAGGCAUCAGUGAGAAAUGCCCCUCUCCUCUGGAUGGCGCUAGUUCCAUUCAUUACAGCUGUGUGGACUAUAGGGCUCUGUGAAUCUCUGGCUCAUAAGAGAGCGAACCUGAGGAGUACACGUUUCAACUGCAGCACCCUUGGAGAACCGGUCACACUGUGGGAACUUGAGAGCCACAGAUGGUAAUUCUGAAUCAUGGAGAAAAGACAUACUGUAAAAAUUGUUUAUCUCUUGUUUUAAUACUGGUCUGUAGAAAUAAACACGGUGCAUCUGUGUACAGUAUUACACUAUUUACUUGCUUAGCUGUCCGUGGUAACAUCACUUUGUCCACAGCUGGAUAUUUUGCUUGUAAAAUAGAUGUUAAAAUUUGAAGGCGAUCCACAAAUGUUACCAACAUGUAGUUUCAUGAAGGAAUGUUAUUUCUGAUUAUUGGUGAAAAUUAUUUUUUCUUUUACAAAUAUCUGUAUGUGAUAUUUUAUGUAUGUUUGGAAGUGAUUUUAAUGGGUUAAAAAUACAUAUUUAAUUCUGCUGUAUAUAUUCAUCUGAUUCUAUAAGAUUUUGUUGUAAGAUUGGUUGCUUUGCCAUUACUCCAAAGCAAGAAAUAUCUGUGAUUAUAUGCUAACCUCAAUCAUGUUUCUGUGGGUCACAUAAUUUCUGGAGUAAUGGAAACUGCACCGCACUAGUGAGAGUUUACAAGGUGAAGGACAGUGGACUUUCGCCAAAUACAAACAGCGCCGUGUGUGUAUGAAUGCGUGCAUAAACAAUUAUUUUUCUUAUCUACUCGUAUCAUUGUAACAUUUGAUGCAAAUUGUGUUUGAGAAAGGUUUAGAAUUUCUUAUUUCUGGAACUUCUGGGGGAUUUCUCAAAAUAUUUUUUGGGGGAAAAGACAUGAUCCCUGAAUACCCGCAGUGUAAGUAAGGAGGAUUAAAAAGAUGCAUGUG